Camellia sinensis is the source of this 679-nucleotide messenger RNA. The record is from RefSeq and is a predicted model, not a curated record. Lineage: Eukaryota; Viridiplantae; Streptophyta; Magnoliopsida; Ericales; Theaceae.
UUGACAAGAAGGAGCUAGCUCCACUUCAAGAGCUUGUAGAAUCCAUUGUUGUCCCUUACUAAACCGGUGUGCACUUCCUGAUAGAAUCAACUAUCUAAGGGACACAAUAAGCUGACGUAAUAAUUAAAAAAAAUUGAUAAUUAGUGAUUGACUAGAGAGUUUGUCUGAGAUGCUUGGUAAUUGAUAUUAUUAAUCCAGUGUGCAAGUGCUCUAUGAUUUAAGUAUCUAUAAUCGUUUUCAUGCCAAAGUUCUUUCUUCCCAUGGAUCAGAAAAUGAAAAGCAAUAAAGCGGUCUUUGUCACCUUAGGCUGUUUGCAAAAUGGCAAGAGAGCACAAGCAGCCAAAUACAAAUCAAACUAAAUUUCUACCGAUCAAGCCAACUGCUUCACUUGCUGAGCCAUGCCGUUAGUAAAAGAACUGAGAGCUCUAGACCCAUCCACGAUGCUCGUGGAACAGUGAAGGUGGAUCCUAUGAUUAGUAUAUAGAGUGAAGACAAUCUAUAUUGUGGUAUCAGAAACACUUACAAAUUUGAAAUGAGUUCAUGUAAUUGUGCCUUUAUUUGUGUGGGGAAUAUAUAUGUUGUAAUAUUCAAAUCUAUCAUUCGAGAUAUAAUUGCAUUUUAACUUGAGAGUUCCUGUAAACAUAGUUUUGGAUGGAAUUGAGGUUUUAUUUAUUUAUUU